Triticum aestivum (bread wheat) is the source of this 1537-nucleotide messenger RNA. RefSeq lists its product as uncharacterized. Bases 78 to 563 code for a protein of 161 amino acids. The record is from RefSeq and is a predicted model, not a curated record. The transcript is spliced from 3 exons. NCBI's taxonomy places the organism in Eukaryota, Viridiplantae, Streptophyta, Magnoliopsida, Poales, Poaceae.
UGCAUGUAAGGUAGUGGGCCCGUACGAUCUGCUCGGCGGAGUUAGGCAUUGCCGUGACGGCAGGCCAUCAGUACAGGAUGCGGCCGCCCCCGUACCGGCGUGGCCAAACGGCGUCGCAACAGGAAAAAGGAAUCUGCCUACCCGGCUCGACCUCUCGGGCACCUGCUACUCUCGGACAGAUCCCCUCUUCCCUCGGGUGCUUUGCUCUGCGCGGCGGAGAGAUCGAACCAGUGGUGGCGGCACAGGCGCUGGGAGAUGCAUUCGAGUUCCUAUCAGAUCUGGUUAACAGAUUCCCUCUUCCCACGUUGGGUGGUGAAUACACGCGGCCGGCGCAGCCGGUUGCAGAUCCGGUGGACGCAGUAGCCGAGUCCAGCAUUGCUGAUGUUGGUGAUGCCUCGCCGGCGCUUGCGCGUCUAGCAACUUGUUCGCACCGGAUUCAAAACAGUCAAUGUGCAGGGACGACCCGCAGGCACCGUUCUGGACGAAGAGAAAGAGAUAUUACUGAAAAAGGCGAAACUGUCAUGCGUGCUGGGGUGUUGGAAGGAUGCGUUCUCCAGUGUUAAAGUCAAUGUGGUACUAUAUCUGACAGCAACGAUCUAAUUGAUGCUGGGUCCAUGUUGGGUGGGCACUUGUUGAACGGCCACCAUGCGCCGGUAGAGUGUGCACCCUAUAGAAAACAAUCAGGGGAUAUGCAGAGAAGACUGGAACUGUUAAAGCGCCUGAAGUCGGCAGGAGCUCGGCUCAUUAGGUGAAGAGACUACUACAAUACGUACUCCUAGGAAAUUGCAUUUGAAAUCAAGUAGUAAUGUGACCUGUGAUUUACUGAUCAGCUGCUGAAGAUAAUUAAUAUCUUACCUUUUCAGGUGUUUUAUCAUAAUUGCCACACGAAUGUCAGGUGUUUUUUCAGGUGUUCCCCUCGCCUUCGGCUGCCAUCUUGGCGCUAAGAGGUCAGGGGACCUCGCAUCUUCAAGAGUUGUACGUUUUUCGUCAUCGUCUAUUGAUCAUCGUUUUUGUAAGAAUAAAUUUACUUUUGUUCUUUUGGCGGUGCCAUGAUAUUAGAGAGUUUUCUGUCCUCACGGAUCCGACUAUUCAGAUCUGGUGAAUUUACAUUGGUGUGACCAUUUUUUUGUUGGUUUGAUUCUUUGUGAAGUUGAAAUCUUUCAUCGACAUCGUGGUGAAGAUAUUGUGAUUCGACGGCCUGCACUUUUGAAAUCAUCCCCGCCUCAAGUAUGUUCAUCGAUAAAGGCUUUCCAUCUUUUUGGAUGGACGACUCAAGGCGUUUUCAAAAACUAUUAUUGAUAAUGUUUGUGUGGGUGAAAUAGUGACAACCACGUUGCUUUGGUCCAAUUGCAGCCUCUUUACCGAAGUCUUUGAAACAUUUUUUCUAGCAGAGAUUGAUACAGUGAAGGUGUUUUCAAGAGAUUUUAUUAUAGUUCUUAGUCAUAAGAGUUAUUUUGUAUUUUGUUAGAUUUUAGAUACGAAUCAGCGUAUAUAAAAUUACACGUGUUUCUCAAAAAAAAAGUGGCCGUUCCAGGAA